Messenger RNA from Ctenopharyngodon idella (grass carp), 2223 nucleotides. Its product is annotated as single-pass membrane and coiled-coil domain-containing protein 3-like. Lineage: Eukaryota; Metazoa; Chordata; Actinopteri; Cypriniformes; Xenocyprididae. The record is from RefSeq and is a predicted model, not a curated record. Bases 412 to 1080 code for a protein of 222 amino acids. The transcript is spliced from 2 exons.
CUCAUGCAUGUUUGGGGUCCUGUCAGGUGUCUGGAGAGAAAAUCAGGAUUGCGAGAUGUAAACUCAGAAUUCUGAGGAAAGAAAACGCUGAAUUGCGAGAUCAAAAUUCUAAGAUAUAAACUUGCAAUUCUGAGAAGAAAAGUCUGAAUUGUGCAAUGACUCACAAUUUCUCUGUGUGUGUGUGUGGCAGAGACAUGCAGCCCAUGGAAAUGACAGUUCUGUACAUCAUGUCAAAAGUAAUAAUAAAAAUGUCCUGGUGGACUAUAAAAGCUUUGCAGCAGUUGCCUUCUGUCCAGUGAUCACUUCAGCUGAAGGAAUCAACAUCUAUCACUCAUCCAGAAGCAGCAGCAGCACUGACUACAGCUCUCCAGAAUAAAAGACAGUCUUGAGAAGAAAACAGAAAGCACCAGAAUGCUAUCUGCGUUCUUUGGCAAGAAAGACGAGCUCAAGAAAGAAGAACUGAUAAGGUCCACGCAGACCCUUCACCACUAUGUGCACAAAUACUUCAGCAUCACCAACAGACUGUUAGAGAUACUCAACACUCACCUGAAUCAAAGCCCUUCCCCUGCUGUCUCAGAAAAUGAAAAUGAAAGCAUUGAGGAAAACUGCGCCAGGGUGAGAAAUGUUAUGGGCCUGAUCCUGGAUGUUUCUGAGAAGGAGAACAAACAUGUCCGUAAGAGCAUUGAACCUGCUCUUUAUGAACGGAUUGCCUUCUCUGGAGCGUCACUGAAGGACAAGGCUUCACUGAUAAAGGAUCUGCAUCAGAAGACCAUGGGACUCUUGGGGAACGUCUGCGGUCCUGUAGUCGCUGUUCAACUGGCAAACAGUGAUCUGGGGAGUGUAAUGCCUCCAGUGGAACAGAAUGGGUUUCAGCCUGUUCUGUUGUUUGCUCUGGGAGAUCUAGUGCAGAGCAGUGCAAGAAUCACUGAGCUUCUGUGUGGAUCAGGAGAAAAGAGCCUGGGUGAAGCCGUAGAGGUAGUGGAAGAAGCCCUGUCUGUUCUGAAGCCACCCUGUGACUCCUACAAUGACAUUCUGAGUGAAGUGGAAGCCUACGUUACCAUCAUAUCUGAGAACAUGUAGGGUAGAAUUAUAAAAAUAUUAAUAUCUUUAUUCAGUAGAAGAAGCCAAGAUUCAGCUAUUGUCAUAUUACUUUUUUCUUUUGAAUGUAUUUAAUUAUUCAAUUAAAGAGAAUAGUGCAACUGUAAAUGUCUAAAUUGUGUGUGAAGUCAUCAAUACCAUGAUGAAUUCUGUGCAAAGUGAUCGUUUCAAACUGCCACAUGUUUACAAUAACACAAUGUUAUCGUGAGAAGGCAAAGCACAAGAGAACAACGGAGCUAUGAACAUACAUGUUCUAAUUAUGAGUUUAUUAGAGGUUGAAUUCAAAACAAAUACUGCCAAACUACCCAUACUACUUCUGAAUAGGAUGUCUACUUCAUAAAAUGUAUGAAAAUAUAUGGUUCAGAUUACUCAAAUAAAUGGAGGCGCCCUUAAAUGGUCAGAUAUGGAGCUUGGGUGUCAUCUAGUGAAAAAGUUUGGUACUGCGCCCAAACAAAAUCUUACUGAAAGCUCAUUUUUUAAAUAUUUCAACCUAAAAUUUGGAAUGUUGACAUUUUUGACUUUUAUUUUCUUGCAGUUUAAGAGUAAAACAUGCUUUGUAAUAUAUUAUUAUAAAAUAUAAACAAUUAUAUUUUUACAUUUUCGUAAACUUAAACUUCUGUAACUUUAUUAUUAUUUCACUUUCAUAAUUUAUUUCACUUCUACAAUAAUCUGACUAGUGUCUUCUUUAAAACAAGACCAACCUUAGGUCUAUAUUCCAAAGCAUUCUUGAAUCACAACCAUUUAUGUUUGGAUAGCGCAUUUUCAUGUCUGUGCGAAAAAAGGGGGUGACGGUUAUUUAAACCCUGUUUUUCUCAAAAUUCCGUUUGAGAUUUGGAAAGGGCUCGAAUCCAGCUUUCAUGUGUUAUUGAAACCUGUUAUAGGUAAAAUUUCACCAUGUUAUGGGUUUUCGCAGAUCACAUCAUAUAUAUAUUAUUAUGUAUUAUUUUAUUAACCAUAUAAAUGUAUUUGAAUAUAGCAGGAAGUACUAUUUAAAUUUAAAUACAUUUCAUAAAUCACAAACUUCAUCAAGAAAAUGAAUUGAAGGUAAAAAUGCAACAAACAAAAAGAAAAUGCUACUUUUAUUUCAUAUUUGAUUCUGGAUAUCCUUUUUGGAACAUUUAUAUA